CAGUGACAGCGCUGUUUCGAGUUUCUCAUUGUCUUGAGACGCUGUGGGAAGAAGCCUCUGGGGCUUCACAGAGGGGCUCCCUAGGGAUAAGUGCGGGACCCUUUGCAGAGCUACCAGGAAAGAGGGCUGACCACACCUCAGGCAGCCGGGUUACAAUCCGCAUAAAAAUCUGAGUCUGGGGAGCGUGCGACAGAGGCAGGCAGAUUGUUUAAGGCGUUCGAUAAAGUCGGUCGAUGACAGACACAGAUGCGUGUUCCCAGCCGCAUUUGUGCUCUGGUGUGUGACAGGUCUGUCCUUGCCUGCUUUCAGCUCCCAGGGCCCCUUUGAGUCUGGGCAGCCCAGUCAGUCCCCGUCCAUUUUUGGCCUUAGCUUUUCCUUCCCUGGCUACGUCUGGGCCAGGAUCAAGUCUCCAGCAGCUGUUUCACUCCGGGGGGCCAGGAAAGUCUUUCCCUGGCAGGUUGGGCUCCAGGUGCACAACACUGCUGGGCUGGGGCAAGCUGAGAAUCCGCUUCAGGACAAGAAUGUCCCAGGGCUCAUGAGUUGGCCUUUACCUGUUGUCAGGUAGAACGCCCUUCCCAGAGGCUUUUAUUUGCUUGUGUGUGUGUGUGUGUGUGUGUGUGUGUGUGUGUGUGUGUGUGUGUGUGUGUGUGUGUGUGUGUUUUGGUUGUUGUUGUUUUUCUUUUGAGAUGGAGUUUUGCUCUUGUUGCCCAGGCUGGAAUGCAAUGGCACAAUCUUGGCUCACCGCAACCUCUGCCUCCCAGGUUCAAGUGAUUCUCCUGCCUCAGCCUCCUGAGUAGCUGAGCUUACAGGCGUCCACCACCAUGGACGCUAAUACGGCUAAUUUCUGUAUUUUUAGUAGAGACGGGGUUUCACCAUAUUGGCCAGGCUGGUCUCAAACUCCUGACCUCAGCUUCCCCAAGUGCUGGGAUGACCAGAGUUCUUUUGUUCUUUUUUUGUUGUUGUUGUUGGGGGGGAGUGGGGUGGAAGGCAGAGUCUCGCUCUGUCGCUCAGACUGGAGUGCAGUGUUGCAAUCUUGGCUCACUGCAACCUCCACUUCCUAGGCUCAAGUGAUCCAGCUUCAGCCUCCUGAGUAGCUGGGACUACAGGUGCAUGCCACCACACCCAGCUAAUUCUUGUGUUUUUGAUAGAGACAGAGUCUCCCUAUGUUACUCUGGUCUCAAACCCCUGGGCUCAAGCAAUCUGCCCUCCUUGGUCUCCCAAAGUGCUGAGAUUACAGGCAUGAACCACCAUGUCCAGGGUUCUUGAGCCAAGGCUCUUUACACAAAAUCACUUCAGUGUUUAAGGAGAGCAGGGAGACUCUCAAGGCUGUCCCCAUCUCACAUCGUUAAGCACAGAACACUCUGACCAAGGGUUUGGGUCUUAGGUAGGCUGGUGUCAGCCACUGAAAUGCAGGGGACACUCGUGGGCCCUGAUUGGAAGGACAAAGUCGGGGAGAGGUAGAGGUCCUAUGCCUGCCAGGUCCCCCUGGGCAGGCAUUGAGCGUCUCAACAGGUUCCAGGUGGUGGAAAUGGAGCGGGACAGGGACACCAAGGCAGGUGCAGUGUGGGCGGGGCUGGGUCCUGGGCUUUAUCUUUGGGCGUUUGCGGAACUGGGGCAGGGGCUGCCAAGUCCACGGCCCCAGAGUCCUUGCCCAGAGCAGCUGCCUCCGGCUAAUUGCUCAGCUGCCAGAGAAGUGACUGGAAUAGAGGUUGUAGCUUAGGCACUGCUGCUCCCUCCAGUCCCUCCGUGCAGCUGAUGAUGGCCCUAUGGCCCCUGCUCCAUCUCACCUUCCUGGGGUUCAGCAUUACCUUGCCGUUGGUCCACGGGCAGGGAUUCCAAGGGACAGCAGCCAGUAGGUGGAGGGCAAGGUCAUAAGCUUUGGGAUUUGGGCCCCAGGGCACCUGAGUGACCUUGACUUUUAUCUCUCAGUCUGGCCAUCCCUCUCCAACAUCAACUUGUCCAAGAAGGUUCAGGAAGGCAUCCAGAUCCCGAACAAUGGGAGUGCGCCCCUGCUCGUGGAUGUGCAGGUGUUUGUCUCCAACGUGUUUAAUGUGGUAAGUGCCGCUAGGCCAAGGGCCCCAAGUGCUGAGCUGGGCAGGGAACAGGACUCAGCCCUGGAUAGUGCUGGGGUCUCCUGCCGCGUUCUUUCAACACAGCGCUCACCCUGAGGUGACACAUUGCCCUUCCCCCAGGACAUCCUGCGAUACACAAUGUCCUCCAUGCUGCUGCUUAGGCUGGUGAGCUUCUAUCCCUGGGGAGGUGGGAUGGGAAAGCCCAGCUGAGUCCAGCUCAGAAGUACCAGCCUUCAUCAACAUGCUGAGCUUAGGGACAUGGAUAUGUGGAGAGCAGGAGCCUCAGUGGUGCCCUUGUGUCCCCAGUCCUGGCUGGACACUCGCCUGGCCUGGAACACUAGCGCACACCCGCGGCACGCCAUCACGCUGCCCUGGGAGUCUCUCUGGACACCAAGGCUCACCAUCCUGGAGGCGUAAGUGAGACAGUUCCUGCCCCAGGAAUCUGCCAUGCAUAGCCCUCCUUUUCCCCAUCUACAACCUAGAGGCUGUCUGAGUGAAUAUGCCCCUCCUGGCGGUCCCCGCUGGACUAGCAGUGCACCUCCACUGCCUCGAAUUCCCCUCCCACUGCCAGAACUCUGAUGGCAGCUGGGGUUGGGGGUGGGAUGCCAGGGUCUCCCCUCGGCCCCGUCCAAGAAGGUACCUUUCCCCACAGGCUCUGGGUGGACUGGAGGGACCAGAGCCCACAGGCCCGAGUAGAUCAGGACGGCCACGUGAAGCUCAACCUGGCCCUCACCAUGGAGACCAACUGCAACUUUGAGCUCCUCCACUUCCCCCGGGACCACAGCAACUGCAGCCUCAGCUUCUACGCUCUCAGCAACACGGGUGCUGACAGGGCAGGGGCUGCAGGGUUGGGGAGGGGAGGAGGAAGGUGGGGGAGGGGAACUCCCAGGUCUGUGAUGCAGGGGCUGGGUGUGGGGGAAGGGGCGAAGGCAGACGGAAGGGGAACUCCCAGGUCUGUGUUUAGCAGUCUACCCCAGGCUUAGGGGGGCAGCACCUGCUCUCCCACUGCGCCCCCCACUCGAGUGGCAGCCCAUCUCUAUGCUCAGCGGUAGCCUCAGGGCCCCUCUCUAGGGUCACAGACUCAAAGAUUUGCAGCAGCUCUGCAAUCCUAGAGGUCCGAGCACAUCAGUCUUCUGUCCUCCCCGGAGCAACUGCCCUCCACAGCCAUGGCCUGACUGCAGUGGCUCGGCCCCUUGCAAGGCCAGAGGCUCAGGUUGCUGUGGCCUCACUCCUGGAAACCACCUGAAGGUGCAGCCACCCUGUAUAAACCCAUCGGGUGACGUCUAACUUGGCAGAGAAGUCCUACCCUUCCCUCCAUGAGAGACCACAGCGGUAGCCCUGGGGAUCCUGCUUCAGGUUUGAGACGAUAGACUGACGAGCCUGUGACCACUUCUCCCUCCAUCAUGAAGUGGUCCAAAGUACAUUUAUUUUUACAAUGAAAGCUCAUCUAUGAAUCUGAUAAAGGCCUUCCUUUAACUGGAGACAAUUUGGGAUGUUGCUAAACAAGGUUUGGGAAGCCCUUCUAUGGAUCGGUUUUGUCUCCAAGUCUGUCCCUGCCAAAAGCCAUCAAAAGUCUCCAUCACCCCUGGGCUCCAGUCUGCUACCCCCAGACUUGGCAGCUGGGAUCUCUCCUUCCUGGUUCAUAGUUCUCAUUCCCACCCCUCAGCGAUGGAGUUAGAGUUCCAGGCCCACGUGGUGAACGAGAUUGUGAGUGUCAAGAGGGAAUACGUAGUUUAUGAUCUGAAGACCCAAGUCCCACCCCAGCAGCUGGUGCCCUGCUUCCAGGUGAUGCUGAGCCUGAAGAACACGGCACUCAAGUCCAUCAUCGCUCUCUUGGUGCCUGCAGAGGCACUGCUGUUGGCUGACGUGUGCGGGGGGUUGCUGCCCCUCUGGGCCAUUGAGCGCAUAGGCUACAAGGUGACAUUGCUGCUGGGUUACCUCGUCUUCCACUCCUCCCUGGUGCAGGCCCUGCCCAGCUCCUCUUCCUGCAACCCACUGCUCAUUUACUACUUCACCAUCCUGCUGCUGCUGCUCUUCCUCAGCACCAUAGAGACUGUGCUGCUGGCUGGGCUGCUGGCCUGGGGCAGCCUUGGGGCCAAGAGUGGCCCCAGCCCAGUCCCGAGAGGGGAACAGCGAGAGCACGGCAACCCAGGGCCUCAUCCUGCUGAAGAGCCCCCCAGAAGAGUAAAGGGGUCACAGAGAAGCUGGCCUGAGACUGCUGACCGCAUCUUCUUCCUCGUGUAUGUGGUUGGGGUGCUGUGCAGCAAAUUCGUCUUUGCAGGAAUCUGGAUGUGGGCAGCGUGCAAGUCUGACGCAGCCCCUGGAGAGGCUGCACCCCAUGGCAGGCGGCCUAGACUGUAAAGGGGCAGGGCCUGGGCUGCACACAUUAGGAUGAAGUUUGCUUUCCCAUGGCUGGGGGAGGGCCAUGACAGGGUCUCUGGAUUAAGCCACGCUGAGCCCUCCCUCUGCUAGCACACAAGCACAGAGUGUGAAAUAAAGCCAUCUCCAGUGCAA
This is a messenger RNA of Pongo pygmaeus (Bornean orangutan), 4586 nucleotides long. Its product is annotated as zinc-activated ligand-gated ion channel. Bases 3597 to 4433 code for a protein of 278 amino acids. The transcript has 4 exons. The record is from RefSeq and is a predicted model, not a curated record. Gene Ontology annotation, cellular component: membrane. NCBI's taxonomy places the organism in Eukaryota, Metazoa, Chordata, Mammalia, Primates, Hominidae. Gene Ontology annotation, biological process: monoatomic ion transport.